AUGAACAAUAAAGGUGAAUAUUUACUUAACUUCAAAGGCUAUAACUUUGAAAGAUCUUUAGUUGACAUGAACACAGUUGAAAAUAUGGAUGAUCAGGAAAUUAGAGAUGAUGAUGUCUUCAUAGUCACAUAUCCAAAAUCUGGUACCAUCUGGACACAGCAGAUCCUCAGCCUGAUUUAUUUUGAGGGACACCGGAACAACACUGAAAACAUCCAAACAGUAGACAGAGCACCAUUCUUUGAGUACAAUAUUCAUAAUGUGGACUAUGCCAAAAUGCCAUCACCUCGUAUCUUUUGUUCCCACCUCCCGUAUUAUUUGGUACCAAAAGUUUUCAAGAACAAAAAAGUCAAAAUUCUUUAUAUCUACAGAAAUCCUAAAGAUGUUUUGACCUCCUACUUUCAUUUUUCAAAUUUGAUUGUUUUACUUGAAGCUUCAAAUUCUGUGGAAACAUUUAUGCAAACAUUCCUAGACGGAAGAGUGGUAGGAAGCAAUUGGUUUGACCACAUAAGAGGCUGGUAUGAACACAGACAUGACUUCAAUAUUAUGUUCCUGAGCUAUGAAGAUAUGAAGAAGGUAAGAUGA
Messenger RNA from Microtus ochrogaster (prairie vole), 582 nucleotides. RefSeq names its product amine sulfotransferase-like. The transcript is spliced from 4 exons. Bases 1 to 582 code for a protein of 193 amino acids. Gene Ontology annotation, molecular function: sulfotransferase activity. The record is from RefSeq and is a predicted model, not a curated record. NCBI's taxonomy places the organism in Eukaryota, Metazoa, Chordata, Mammalia, Rodentia, Cricetidae.